Megalops cyprinoides (Indo-Pacific tarpon) is the source of this 1689-nucleotide messenger RNA. It is a transcript of the gene reep3a, whose product is annotated as receptor accessory protein 3a. Lineage: Eukaryota; Metazoa; Chordata; Actinopteri; Elopiformes; Megalopidae. The record is from RefSeq and is a predicted model, not a curated record. Gene Ontology annotation, biological process: endoplasmic reticulum tubular network organization. The coding region runs from base 261 to 1031 and encodes 256 amino acids. Gene Ontology annotation, cellular component: endoplasmic reticulum tubular network; endoplasmic reticulum membrane; cytoplasmic microtubule. The transcript is spliced from 8 exons. Gene Ontology annotation, molecular function: microtubule binding.
GGGAGCAGGCUGGUACGGGCAGAGGACGGGCAGGUAGCGCUAGCGCAGUUAGCGCCGCUAGCGAGUCGCAUGGAGAAACAAGCCAAAAGAUAAAGAGUUCGGAGCCGCCGCUGCCCUGGGUCCGGAAAAUGCCAUUUAGCCGCUAGUCCUGCACGAUCGCGCUGCCAGUCCUCUGCAUUUCCAGUUUAGUGUUUGGCUGCCUGCUAAAGCUGUUUAAAGCCCUUUGUUUUCGGCCCGGUCCGGGACGGAGCUGCGGGAAAAUGGUGUCGUGGAUCAUCUCCAGAGCCGUGGUGCUUGUCUUUGGAACAUUGUACCCUGCGUAUUACUCCUACAAAGCAGUCAAAACCAAGAAUGUAAAAGAAUAUGUUCGCUGGAUGAUGUAUUGGAUUGUCUUUGCGCUCUUCACUGUGGUGGAAACCAUUGCAGACCUCUCAAUAUCCUGGUUUCCUCUCUAUUAUGAAAUAAAGAUCGCCUUUGUGAUCUGGCUGCUGUCUCCCUACACCAGAGGAGCCAGUCUGCUCUACAGGAAGUUUCUGCAUCCUCUUCUGUCUUCAAAGGAAAGGGAAAUUGAUGACUGCAUCAUUCAGGCCAAAGAGCGCAGCUAUGAAACCAUGGUGAACUUCGGCAGACAGGGCCUCAGCAUCGCAGCCACUGCAGCCGUCACCGCGGCUGUCAAGGGGCAGGGUGCCAUUUCAGAGCGUCUGAAGAGUCUAAGCAUGCACGACCUAACCCAGAUCCCCGCGGACGAUGCGGCCAGCCAGCCCUACGCCGGCUUCGCCAACCCCAGCAGGAAGGCCCACGGCGCGGAAGUUUCCGAGCACUACCCUUACGAGCAGGACAUUACUGGGCAGCCGGAGGACGACAUGGACGGGACGUUCUCUGAGGACGAGGCCGUCACUCAGCGCGGCCUGCGGAGGUCGCAGAGUGUCAAGAUCACACGCUCCAAAGCACGCAAAGAGCCUCGCUAUGGAUCCCUGAAGUUAAAACCGAAGCGUCGACCAGCCCUGAAUGCGGUGAACUACGACCCCUGAACUUUUGAAAACUCCGCCCCAGCUACUGGUUUUAAUAAGUACAGUAUUUGUAUGAAGUGGAUUUGUAUGUAACAGUUCACAUGUUGUGGAAUGGUUAAGGGUCCUCUUAGUUUCAAAGCUUAUCAUGGAAGUUUUAACGAAACUGCAAUAACACUGUGCGUCUUUUUUAAUCAUGAAACACUAAAUAUUUUACAUGCUUUUAAGGUGCCUCACAAAACACCAGAUUUGGCUGCAGUAACGUUUACCGCCUGUUUACAAAUUUUCCAUGUGUGAUUUUAGCAUGUUGCUUGUUCUUACAACACGCUUGACAAAACACUCCAAAAACAGGUGACCCAAAGUGUCCUCUAUUUGGUAAAUUGUAGAAAAAGAAGGAAGUAAUAAAGUAUGUUUGUGUCAGAUAUAAGGUUAAGUAGUCUUGCAAGAAAUGCUACUUCAUUAUGUUUCAGUGGGCACAUGGACAGGACAGCAAGGAUACCCCUCUUUUGCACUCCUGUGUGGUAGUUUGUGACUCUGCUGUUUCUUAGCCUGUCAUCUCAAAGUGGAAUGUAUUCUUCUCUGGAAAAGAGAACCAUGAGUUAAAGACCAAAGUUCACAUCUCUAGCAAAAAGCUUGGCUUAUUUAGAAGAAAUAUACAAAGAUAUGUGCGAAUCAAGUGAGU